GCUGCGCGCUCCGGCGUUUCUGAUACCAGACGCUACGCGGCUCGGCCGGUAGUUGCAAUGUCUGGCCGAUCCAGGAGGGAGUCUCGUGGAUCCACUCGCGGGAAGCGCGAACCCGAGUCACGGAGUAGCUCGGGUCGCGUCAAGCGGGAACGAGAGCGGGAAACCGAAGCGGCGAGCUCUCGGGGCAGCCCUGUGCGCGUGGACCGCGAGGCCGAGUCGACGAGCGCUCGCGAGAUCCUGGCGCCGGUCGUUCCCGCGGGGCGAGUGAAGCGGGAGCGCGAGGCCGACGAGGACUCCGAGCCUGAGCGGGAGGUGCGAGCAAAGAAUGGCCGUGUGGAUUCUGAGGACCGGAGGAGCCGCCAUUGCCCAUACCUGGAUACCAUUAACAGGAGCGUGCUUGACUUUGACUUUGAGAAACUGUGUUCCAUCUCUCUCUCCCAUAUAAAUGCAUAUGCCUGUUUGGUGUGUGGCAAGUACUUUCAAGGCCGGGGUUUGAAGUCUCAUGCCUACAUUCACAGUGUCCAGUUUAGCCACCAUGUCUUCCUCAACCUCCACACCCUCAAGUUUUACUGCCUUCCAGACAACUAUGAGAUCAUUGACUCCUCACUGGAGGAUAUCACGUAUGUGUUGAAACCCACUUUCACAAAGCAGCAGAUUGCAAACUUGGACAAGCAAGCCAAAUUGUCCCGGGCAUAUGAUGGUACCACUUACCUGCCAGGUAUCGUGGGCCUGAAUAACAUAAAGGCUAAUGACUAUGCCAACGCGGUACUUCAGGCUCUAUCUAAUGUUCCUCCUCUCCGGAACUACUUUCUGGAAGAAGAGAAUUAUAAGAACAUCAAGCGUCCUCCAGGGGAUAUCAUGUUCUUGUUGGUCCAGCGAUUUGGAGAACUGAUGAGAAAGCUCUGGAACCCUCGGAAUUUCAAGGCUCAUGUCUCUCCUCAUGAGAUGCUUCAGGCUGUUGUGCUAUGUAGCAAGAAGACUUUUCAGAUCACUAAGCAAGGGGAUGGAGUCGAUUUUCUGUCCUGGUUUUUGAACGCUCUGCACUCAGCUCUGGGGGGCACCAAGAAGAAAAAAAAGACUAUUGUGACGGAUGUUUUCCAGGGAUCCAUGCGAAUCUUCACUAAGAAGCUUCCCCAUCCUGAUCUGCCAGCAGAAGAAAAAGAGCAGCUGCUCCAUAAUGACGAAUACCAAGAGACGAUGGUUGAAUCCACCUUUAUGUACCUGACACUAGACCUUCCUACCGCCCCCCUCUACAAGGACGAGAAGGAGCAGCUCAUUAUCCCUCAGGUGCCACUCUUCAACAUCCUGGCCAAGUUCAAUGGCAUCACUGAGAAGGAAUAUAAGACAUAUAAGGAGAACUUUCUGAAGCGCUUCCAGCUCACCAAGCUGCCUCCUUAUCUAAUCUUUUGUAUUAAGAGAUUCACUAAGAAUAAUUUCUUUGUGGAGAAGAAUCCAACUAUCGUCAACUUCCCUAUUACAAACGUGGAUCUGAGAGAAUACUUGUCUGAAGAAGUACAAGCAGUGCACAAGAAUACUACCUACGACCUCAUUGCCAACAUCGUCCACGAUGGCAAGCCCUCGGAGGGCUCCUACCGGAUCCAUGUGCUUCACCAUGGUACAGGCAAAUGGUAUGAAUUACAGGACCUCCAGGUGACUGACAUCCUGCCCCAGAUGAUCACUCUGUCAGAGGCCUACAUUCAGAUUUGGAAGAGGCGAGAUAAUGAUGAAACGAACCAGCAGGGAGCCUAGAGGAGGCGUGAGGGCAUUGUUCCUGGGGCUUUUUGCUGAAGAUGCUAAAUAAGAACACUGUCACUGUAACCAGCUGUGGACUGACUAGCAUAUUCCCAGCCUCUUUUUUUUUAUGGGUUCUGCUUCACACUAUGCAUCUGAGGGGUCUUCCCACUGGGGAAAUCUCUGUAUCCUCACAUAGUUGUCCUUGUAUUAAUCAGUUGUAGAUUAGUGCUUCAUCCUUGCUGUCUAGCUCCCUUCUAGUUUCAGCAGGCCAGAACUUUUUUUUUUAACACAGAUAAAUAAUAUGUAAUUUAUUUCUGAGUAGCUGGGAGCAUCUGAAGGCCAGCGUGAUUUCUUCUAUGCAUCAAAGCCAAAGGAUCCUAGGAAAAAGCAUGAACCCAGUAACAUCCUUCUAUCCUAGACAGAUAACAUGGUGUUAUUCUCUUAA
Molecule: messenger RNA, 2179 nt
Organism: Erinaceus europaeus (western European hedgehog)
Lineage: Eukaryota; Metazoa; Chordata; Mammalia; Eulipotyphla; Erinaceidae
Gene: USP39
Product: ubiquitin specific peptidase 39
Exons: 13
Coding region: 58-1749 (563 amino acids)
Biological process (GO): protein deubiquitination; mRNA processing; spliceosomal complex assembly
Molecular function (GO): zinc ion binding; cysteine-type deubiquitinase activity
Source: RefSeq, a predicted model, not a curated record